AUGUUGUUCUCCCGCGGUGGUAGCCACUCCCGCGUGGCCGCUUUGGCCCUCGCGUUUCUAGCUGCCGUAGGUGGUGUUUCAGCCUCGCCGAGCAGCAGCAGCAGCAGUAGUAGCAGCAGCAGCAGCAGCGACAGCAGCGACAGCAACAGCAAAGGCUCGGACGUGUACGACUACAUUGUCGUAGGCUCAGGGCCGGGCGGCGGUAUCGUGGCCAGCAACCUUGCGCUAGCCGGGCACACGGUACUGCUGAUCGAGGCCGGGCGCGACGCCAGCGACGAUGUCUCGACCUACGUCGACACUCUGUACUACCCCCAGACCCUCGACCUGCAGUGGUCCUUCUUCGUCAAGCACCACUCGGACCCAGCCGUCGACGAGCGCUUCCGCCUGCUGGUCUGGACCCUGACCGACGGCACGUACUGGAUCGGCGCCAAGGGCCAGCAGCCGGCCGGUGCCAAGCUCAAUGGCGUGUGGUACCCCCGUGGCGCCACGCUCGGCGGCAGUGCCAUUGUCAAUGCCAUGGCGUCUGUGCUGCCCAACGACGCCGUGUGGGACAAUAUUGCCAGCUACGCGGGUGAUUCGUCCUGGUCGUCUACCAACAUGAGGAAGGUGUUUGUCGAGAUCGAGAAGAACCUCUAUCUGCGACCGACCGAGUCCAAGGCCGGCCACGGCUUCAAGGGCUACGUGCAGCUAGGCCAAGGCGACUCGUCCUUCUACCUGCAGCAGCCGGGGCGUCUGGCUCUGCUGGCGCACCUGGCCCAGGACCUUGUCGGACACCCCGUGAACCAGGCUGCCGCGCUCAACUACCUCGAGCGCGACUGCAACUUCCUCGGGGCGUCGCGGGACAAGACGGCCGAGCCGUACGGGCUGCCCAACCACAACAACAACUUUGGCCGCCGCUGGUCGCCGCGGGACCUCGUCAAGUCGACCGUCGCCCAGACGCCCAAGCUGACGCUGGCCCUCGAGUCGCUGGCCACCAAGAUCCUCUUCGACAAGUCGGGCAAGACGCCCAAGGCGACCGGCGUCGAGUACCUGCGGGGCGCGCAGGUCUACGGCGCGUCGUGGCAGUACAACAAGGCCAAGGCACCCAAGGGCACCAAGAAGACGGCCACGGCGCGCAAGGAGGUCAUUAUCAGCGGCGGCACCUUCAACUCGCCUCAACUGCUACAGCUCAGCGGCAUCGGCAACGCGACCCUGCUCAAGUCGCUCAAGAUCCCCGUCAUCUCGGACCUGCCGGGCGUCGGCGAGAAUCUGAGAGAUAACCAAGAGAUCCCCAUCGCCGGGCUUAGCCCCCUCAACAUCACCGGCGGCGACCCGGCCUUGGCCGCGUGCUCGUUUGGCGCCCCCGGCGACCCGUGUCUGGCCGAGUUCAACAACAACGGCACCGGCCCGUACACGGACCCCCCCGGAAACAGCGAGUGCUCCUUCAUCAAGACCAAGCACAGCCCCGACGGCAACCGCGACAUCAUCACCUUUGCCCCGCCCGGCGUCUUCCGCGGCUUCUCGCCACCAGCCACCAACAACCCAUUCGUCGACCCGCCGCAGACACUGUGGCGCAGCCUGGCGCGCAUGACGGUGCAGAACACGGCCGGCUACGUGCGCAUCACGUCGACGGACCCGACCGUGGCGCCCGACAUCAACAUCCUGCAGUACGAGUCUGGCAACGGCGCCGGCGACAUCGACCUCGAGGCCAUGGUCGACGGCAUCGCGUGGGUGCGGCGCAACUUCCUGUCGCUGCCGGCGCCGUACGGGCCCGUGGUGCCGACGGACCCGCCGUGCAACGCGGGUUUGACCGCCAACGGCUACUGUCGCGACCCCGCCGAGGACCGCAAGUUCGUGUACGAGCAGACGUUCGGCCACCACCCCGUCGGCACGUGCCGCAUGGGCAAGAAGGGCGACCGCACGGCGGUUGUCGACAGCAAGUUCCGCGUGUUUGGCGUUAGUGGCCUGCGCGUGGUCGAUGCCAGCAUCUACCCCGUCAGCCCCGGCGGGUUUCCGGUCCUGCCGACGUUCAUGGUCGGCCAGAAGGGCAGCGAGGCCAUCCUGGCGGAUGCGUAA
Lasiosphaeria miniovina is the source of this 2055-nucleotide messenger RNA. RefSeq lists its product as uncharacterized. Gene Ontology annotation, molecular function: flavin adenine dinucleotide binding; oxidoreductase activity, acting on CH-OH group of donors. The record is from RefSeq and is a predicted model, not a curated record. The transcript is spliced from 4 exons. NCBI's taxonomy places the organism in Eukaryota, Fungi, Ascomycota, Sordariomycetes, Sordariales, Lasiosphaeriaceae. The coding region runs from base 1 to 2055 and encodes 684 amino acids.